Messenger RNA from Solea senegalensis (Senegalese sole), 633 nucleotides. Its product is annotated as transcription factor 12-like. Gene Ontology annotation, biological process: regulation of transcription by RNA polymerase II. The transcript has 5 exons. Gene Ontology annotation, cellular component: transcription regulator complex. Lineage: Eukaryota; Metazoa; Chordata; Actinopteri; Pleuronectiformes; Soleidae. The record is from RefSeq and is a predicted model, not a curated record. Gene Ontology annotation, molecular function: RNA polymerase II cis-regulatory region sequence-specific DNA binding; DNA-binding transcription factor activity, RNA polymerase II-specific. The annotation marks the transcript as partial.
CUCUCCCUCUGUCUCUGUCUCUCUGCUGGCGGAGUGAUACAAAAAGCAAAGCCGUCGUGGUGCUGCGGCUCGUGCUAAGCAGAAAUGCCUGCCUAAGGGAAAGUCGUUAGUGAUAUAGAUAUAUAUAUAUAUGUAUAUAUAUCUAUAUCUAUAUCAUACAUUUAUACAUAAACAUAGAGAGGACAAGUGUCUCAGGCGUUGACGCCGUUUAAAGCCACAGUUCGCGUGUUGAGGUGUUUAGCACGGACAGGCCGUCACAGAUCACCCUAGUCUGGAUUUGAAUCGGAAAAAGGUUUUUCCAGAACGUCAGUAUGAAUCCUCAGCAGCGGAUCGCCGCUCUCGGAACAGAUAAGGAAUUAAGUGACUUGCUGGAUUUCAGUGCGAUGUUCUCUCCACCUGUCAGUGGAGGGAAGAUCAGACCCACCACACUUGGCAGCAGUCAGUUCAGUGCGUCAGGUAUGGACGAGCGGAGCAGCCACACAUCCUGGACCACAGCUGGUGACUCCAGUCCGUCGUGUGAGAGCUCGAGGGGUUUUGCAGACAGCCCUCAUUACAGCGAUCAGCUGACUGACAGUCGGUCAGUGUCCCAUGAAGGAUUGUCUUCACCGCCUUUCAUCAAUUCAAGCAUCAUGG